CGGUUUAUUUGCCUUAAGCUGUUGACAGCCUCAUCUUUGGAAUUCUAUCAUGAACGUUUCUGACAACCAGAAAAGAUGGAUAGUCUUCGGGAUUGCUCUAAACAAGGUUCUGGUCGCAAAAAUACGAGCGUUUGUUGAACAAGAGAUUCGGAAGGAGUAUGGAAAUCUUCAAACCAGCCAUAAUAUCCAUACUCAGAGCUAUAGAGGGCGACUCCAAAAGCACACAGUUGCUUUAAAGUAUGAGAACAUUAAUGGAAACGACACAUUACCCAGGAAACCUGAUGGAAAGUAUGACUAUCCCAGGUUUGACUUCCAGGUGACGUCACAUAUUGACCUUGCCAAGCUGUAUGUGGAGAAUUACAUGGCCAAGUUCAACGCGUUCAACGAGCACUGUGAUGCAUCAGCCGUGCUCACGCUACUUGGUAAAGUUCCAGUGUUUCCUGCUGUUGUCCAGACUACAGCUGGUGAUGUAAGAAAGGCCAGAAAUGACUGGGCGCACUGUGUGUUUAGUGAGUGGGACCUACUAGGUUUUCAGCAAAGCUUUGCUGACGUGAAUCAGCUGGUGAAAUCUCUGGGCCUGCCAAGUGCCCAUGAGACUGCAAUCUUAAGAGAGCUGAAUGAGUGGCAACACAAAGGUGCCAUACUGUGCAUGAACGCUACUGUCGACCCUGAUCUGGUAAAGGCUGUUCAACAAGAUUUCGUUGCUCUCAAGAACGAUGUUGAUAAACUUGCAUUUGAAAAAGAGGAAGAAAGACAGCAAUUGCAGACUGCACUUCUGUGUAUUAUUACAGCUGUAGAGAAACUGGACAGAAGAGUUUCCAAAAUAGAGGAAGAUCAACAACUCAUGGAGGACGAUCAACGCUCCCUGACUGCGCAAGUCUUUCAGCUUGGAGAAACUCUGGACACAAGACUUUCGUUGGUGGAGCAAGAACAAGUAAUCAUCAAAGAGAACCAGAAUAUACUUUGUGAAAGAUUUGACACCACACAAGACCAGAUAAGUAAACUGCAGUCAGAUCAAGAAGACAUGGAACGACACAUCACUUAUUUGGGAGAUCAGAACUCAAGAAAAACCCAAAUUAGCAAUGAGAUUGCCAGUUGUGAAGCAGACAUUAAAUUUUUUGCUGAGCGUCAUCAUCCAGAUACUAGAAAAUGGUUUUUGAACGAUUUUCACAGAUGGUUUGAGAGGGAGGAGGGAGGAUCCAGAGCGUAUGUACUUCUUGGCGAUGCGGGAGUCGGCAAGAGUGUGAUGGCCGGUGUUCUGGCACAGAAAUCAAGAACGACUGGAAACUUAGCGUCUGCCUAUUUCUGCCGCCAUAAUGAUGGCACAAGAAACAAUCCCAGGUAUCUUCUAGGGACCAUUGCCUGUCAACUUUGCAAAUGUAAUGCUCGGUACAGUAACUUUGUGGGAGGGGAGGGUGGCAUUAGAAGUUGUUUGGGCAAUUCUGAAAUGGGUAUUCAGGAAUUGUUUACAAAAUUGUUACAAGAGCCAUUAGCCAAAUUCAGUGACUCUUGCAAGAGAAUGUUGAUCGUUAUUGACGCUCUUGAUGAGACGAAAUAUGAGUCCAGGGAUGAUUUUCUCGAUCUCAUAAUGCACCGUUUUCCCUUGCUUCCACCAUGGCUUGUUUUCUUUAUUACCAGUCGUCCUGAGGACACUGUGCAAGUAAGAUUAAAGGAGUACAAUCCCUGCAUUAAAAUCUGUGCGGGGAACAGCGAAAACCUUAAGUUUUAUCAACAGCACGAACUGGACAUCAGACUAUACUUAGAGAAAAGCGUCGACUUCUCUUGUCUACCCUUUUCGGCGGAAGACGUAGCGACGAAGUGCAACGGAUUAUUUUUGUUCGCUUACUACAUUGAGAGAGUUCUCAAGGAUCAACUCUAUUCAGGUAAGAUAAGUCAGCUCACUGAUCUUUUCCCAGAAGAUAUUGGGGAGUUUUUUCGUCAUAAUUUCACGAGAAUUUUUCGCAAAGUAGGCGCAGAUUUGUACAAGAAGUUGUUUGGUUGUGCUAUAGCCGCUCCCUCGCCCCUUCCUGUCUCGUUUAUCUCGUACAUUUUACAAAAAGAAAAUUCUGAUCUCGAUGAGCAAGAAGUAAUUGAUGCCUUUUCGACAUUUUUGGUUGUAAGGACUUCCAAUCAGACUUUCGCCUUUUUACACAGUUUGAUCCCUUCGUGGUUGACUGACAAGAAGAAAGCCUUAGCGAGGCUAUCUGUUGAUAGGAAUAAGGGAGGUAGGUACUUCAGGGAUAUCAUCUCUGAAGUUCUCUCAGACGCUAUUGCGAAUCAUCAGGGGGAAUGUCCUUCUUCCAUGGAAAGAGAUGUACUUGAGUACUGUGAUCAAAUCGGCGUCCGUCUUUUGUGUGAUUAUGGCGACAGUGAUUCUCUGAAGGUCGUUUUCAGGUACUUGGCAAAUUACCAAGUUAUUGCGAGGAGAUUAAAAACGAAGAGCAUCGAGAUAUAUUCUAUCAUUGGCGAUGUGAAGCUUGCAAUUUGCUGUGACGAAAUUAGUGACAGAGAGAAGGAAAUUCUUCGAGAGAUAUGCAUAUUCCUUGAAAAUAACGUAGACGUUCUCCUACGAAGUCCGCAACUUCUACAUUGCUGCUUACAAGAAUCUUCUAAAACUGUCAAAGAAAACCUUGUUUUUCCAGACAGUAGAGGGGCUACUAAGGUAGAUCACCGUUUGCUUUCUUUUUGUGGACUUGAAAUCCUGUCAGAAUUUGACUGCUUUUCUUUGUCACCUAAUAAGAAGUUGAUGGCUAGAGCAAGAAAGGGUUUCCUUUCCUUAUUUGAUACGUCUACGUUCGAGGAAGUUCAAGGCCCUACUACUCUAACAGGAAUAGUAGAUGAUAUUCAUCAUUUAACGUUUUCGCCAGACGGUAAGUUUAUAUUUUUUGGAAGGCUUGACAAAUGGUUCUCCUUGGAGGAAGGUUGUGUUAAGGAGUUUUCCCAGUUUAAUGCUCAAAAGCAAAUUUGCUAUAAAUGGAGUUAUUUCCUUAACGGUUCCAGGUAUAUUGCUGUGCAAGCAGGUCACCCUCCAACCGGAGCUCAUUCUAGAACCUGCCUGAUAAACAUAUUUUGUUUGUGGGCCAUCUAUGAGCUCGAACGUAAGUUUUGUUUACGUAAAGGUUCAGUUCUUUUUUCUGGCUGGCGUGAGACAUGCAAUUUCCAAUUUUUAUAUAGGUUUGAACUUUUACAUAAUGUUCUUCAGUUUUUGGAACCCAAUUUGACAGAAGUCGUAAUUGAAACAGUCAUGAAAUCUAAAGAAUGUCAUAAAUCUCGCCUCUGCCAAAACUGCCUUAAAUUCGAGGAACAGAAUGAGGAAGAAAACCUUAACAUUGUUCGUCAGCGUGUCCUCGACCUUUACCAGGAGAUGUUCGAGGUUCAGGUUUGGGAUGUAACAAGAGGAAUAUCUUUUCUGGAGAAAGCGUUUCUCGAGAAUGGGGUACAGCUGACCCCAAUGUUCUUCUUGUACCACUUGAGCGCUGCCGUAGAGUGCGAAAGCAGAUUUUUAUACGAAGAAAACAAGAAAUUGUCUUGUCAUUCCAUUGCUCAAGCCAUAUCAGUGGGGUCGCAAGUUCCCACUGCUGACCGAAAGUGGUUUGCUGAUGAGGUUGAUAAAGAAACUCCGUUUAGCUUAUAUUCGAAAAGGAAACUUGAAGUACUUAACAGAUAUUUUUUAUUAGACCACCAUCUCCUAGACAAAGGAGCAGUGGAGCUCGAGAAUCAUAUCGUCGAGAAAUGGAUAUCGUAUUCGUUAGAUCGGAAGUGGUUUAUUUCUCGCUAUAAAUUUGGAGAGUUUGAUAUCUUCAAGGAGGAAGGCAAAAAGUUUGCUUCUAAAAACGUCGAACACUGUGUCUUUUUGGAAGACAGUAACGCUCUUCUCUAUUACACCCGUGCACAAUCGCUACAGAUCAAGUAUCUUGAAAGUGACAUUGUGCUGACGAGCGUCACCGGACACAGCCCAUUCUUCCACCCAUCCACAAAACAAAUUGUAUAUUGGUUUGUUGAGCAACAUGGUGAAACAAUCAAUUUCCUGAGAGAUGCUCCAAAGGAUCUGAUACAGUUCCUUUUGCUUCUAACUACCGAGGGAGUUUUUAAUGGUACAUUCAUUUCAGCUGCCACUGUUUUUUCCCUCUCACCUAAGUUUUGUGAAACAGUUGGUAAAGAGGACGUUGUUCCUUUUGUCCCUGUAAAGAGUGUUGUAUUUUCUCAAAGUGGCGGUCUAAUUGCCUGUCAUCUGGGACCUAAACUUUACAUCUGUAAUAUUUUUGAUGAUGCGUUCUCUCAUUUAUUGUGUGAAGACCAGUGUGAAUGCGAUAGUUGUCAUUUAACAUUUUCACCUGACAGCACUUUACUUCUUCAUUAUAUCCAGAACAGCAAUGAUAUUCUACGCUUCCAGGUGUGGAAUGUUCAUAGCAGGGCUCUUAUUGUGACAUUCGACUUGCCAGCUGUCGAAUCACUGAUUUCACCUUUAGAUUGCUGUUGUCUUUCAUCAGACAACACGAAAUUAAUCGUAUGUGGGGGAUUCAUUAUUGAAAUCUGGGAAUAUGGUGCAUCAGCUUGUCGCCUAAUAGCUGGGAUAGAACACCACGUGUUUAUCUCAAACUAUAACGAGUUCACCUACUGUACAGUUUCGUCAGAAACUAAUUUGUUAGCCUGUUGCAUUACAGACAGAAUUGCCCUUUGCCCGAUGAAUACACCUACAGAUCAGUCUGUUCUGUUACUACCUCCUGCCCACUUAGGGAAAAUCGAAUUAUGUCAGUUUGUGAAAGGAGGUCGUUACCUGAUUUCUUAUGGUGUUGAUGGCAACGUGUUCCUGUGGGACUUGAACAGGUGUGAAGCUAUUGCAUUUGCGAAAUUGUGUCAAGGAAGGGAAAGUAUCAAAAGGCUGUGUGGAUCUUGUGAGGGAGACAAAUUCUUCUUCUUGACUUCUUCGGGUCGAUUCGGUGUAUUAACCCUUUGCGGACUGGAGCACUCGAUAUUGCUAAAAUUGCCAACGCUAAAAGUGCAAAGCGAGGAAAUGAUGUUAGAGGAAAGUUGUGGGCAACAAAGGGAACUGCAUGGACCAAAAGUUCUAACUCAUGCCACUGACGACCUGAAUGUUGUUGAAUUUCUAGAAGAAAUGAACUUAAUGUGCGACAGUGAAGGUAACAGUGAAAGCAGUGAUGAUUGUGAUGACAUGGAAAUGCUUGGUUGAUCGAGUUAGCAUAACUGAGUUUGUACAAGAUCUGUUUAUUCGAUUCUUCUAUUUCAAGUAUAACAGCUUUCACAGUCCCAUAUAAGGGCAAGAUCCUUUUAAUUCCUUUUAUGAACAGGGUCAAGACUGUUAGACAUCAGAUCCCAUGUACGAGACAAACAAACACAAACAGAAAAAAGGAAAACGAUUAAGACAUAGAGUAUGACAAACAGAGGAAAAAAAUAUUUUCAGAACAAUUUAUUUUUCCCAAAAAAGACACAGUGAACACUUUACUUUCUGCGAUCACAAAUUAAUGAAACAUAGAGUAUUUUGGCUUGUGCAUUUUAUAGAAAUAAUAAGAAGAUACGCGUAAGGUGGCUGCAAUUAAAGAAAUCACUGUAAAGGAGCCCCAAAAAUUUCAGGCCUUGACGCUGCUCGAAACUGUGCCUCAUAGAUAUAUGUUGGGCGCUAUCACUGACUGAGCAAGGAAGCCACAAUUUGGUAGUGAGGCAAAUAUAGUAGGUUCUGCGUUCCCACAGAAAGAAUGUGAUCACGAUGAAAUGAAAUACAAAGUAUUUUUUUUUAUCAUCCGCAGUGAUCACAUUCCUGUUCAGAAACGAAAGACCUACUCAAAUUUGCGUCGUAAAUUGAGAAGCACGUGUUCGAAUCUCGUCGAGGCCCAAUUUUUUUGAGGCUUCUUUUCUGCAAUUGCAUAAUUGCAACUCACUUGCGAGGAUUAUUCUUUUUACUUUCUGUUUUGGACUGAGUAUCUUAACAUUUCUGCCGCUGCCUUUUUCCCCAAUCGACAUAAAAUUUUGUUAGAAGUGAAGCCUAUGCAUGGAAACAGGUUGUGUUCUUUCGAGCAGUGCAUGCGCAUUUUUCGUCUUCUUUCGCAUUGGCCCAAAGGUGAACGCAAAGACAUAAAACUGUCAUUUUUAAUGUUUUAGUUGAUUCUCAUCAUCCCUGGACUUUUGUACCGCUGUCUCAUCAAAUGCUUUUGACUACGAACUCAAAAUUAAAACGAGUCUUUAUGGUUUUGAGACGAUUAUUCAAUGUUAGUUGUGGGUAUUUCGUCGAAACGCACAUAUCAUAGUGUUUCUAUAUUGUACUUAGAAAUAAGACUAAGGUCACUAUUCAUUUACGGUUAUGAGGCUUGAAGGUUUAAGUGAUCAUCAAUAUGUUGGUUUGCCCAAACGUUCGCAAAAUGUCAUAAACAAAUAGACCGUUUGAACUUCGCCUUUGAAAUAUUUCAAGACAAAAAAUGUUCCGUCUAGAUUUUACCUUCCAGGUAGAUGGGUAUUUGUUAAGCAGUAAAGAUCCUAAGUUAUAGGUUAAUGAUUAUAGGUCAAUGAAUAAUAUGAAAAUUUUGUUGUAUAUAUUAUUGUAAUUAGUUUUAUUAUCUUUUUGUGUUGUGGAAGAUCGUUGAUUAGCCCUACGGCCAAACGUUUCAUCCACAGUAACUGAAGUUACCUCUAUCUAUCUAAAAAACAAAUUUGAAAAAGCGUCUCGAGCAGUUUUGUGUAGAGAGCAAUUCUUACAGAGAACGUCUACGUAAGUUUAUCAAGGGCGGCGGAACAAGGGGAGGGGGCUUUUAAACUGUAAUUAACUGUCAUGGGGAAAAAUCCUUCACGACUCCCGAGGAGGUCCUUUCACGGCUCUUGCCUUGCCUUCCCUUCCCCUCUCCUGCAGUGAGUUCUCUUUCCGCCCUUCUGUUAGUUUGAUGUAGUUCUCAUUGUAGUUUUCAAAGAUUGGAAUUUUUUUUGAGAACAUUCUCUCCUAUUUUUUUACCUUGUAUAGAAUAUUUAACAGAUAUUGAAAAAGUGUCGUGCUACUGCUGAAAGUCUUUCGAAGGACACUCUCGUAAGCGGCCACUGUCCUUUCGACCUAUCUCCACUUUACGUAAAUGGCUAUCUAAAGAUACGAACAACUUUUCCUUCCCAAGGUUGUCUCCUUACGAGAGUUUCAACUUUAGUAGUUUUAUCAGCUUUCCAUUUAUUAUGUAUCGAUGAAAAAUCAUCCUUGAAUUGAUACGUUAUGUUAUUGCGUUAAAAGGAAAAAGGAUUUACUGCAGUUUUCCUACGUAAGGGAAUAAUUUAAGAGCACCUAAUGAGAGCAGUUAAACAGUUGAAUGUAAAUAACUUAUAUUUACUCUAACCCGUAAAUAUUAACAGAACUGAGAAUUUUAUAGUUUUAAAGUUUUUGUUGCUAUAUUUCUUUAGUGCCGAUGGUAAGAAUAAAAUUAUUUUAGGA
Pocillopora damicornis (cauliflower coral) is the source of this 7420-nucleotide messenger RNA. RefSeq lists its product as uncharacterized. The record is from RefSeq and is a predicted model, not a curated record. NCBI's taxonomy places the organism in Eukaryota, Metazoa, Cnidaria, Anthozoa, Scleractinia, Pocilloporidae.